AUGGCAAAUAUAGCUAGAGAGCUUUUAAAAAAACAAUUUAUUGAGCUAACCAGAGAUCAUAAUGCUGGUUUUUCUGUGGGGUUGGUAGAUGAGUCUAAUUUUUUUGAGUGGAAUGUGUGUUUUGAAGGUCCAAAAAAUACUUUAUAUGAAGGAGGCAUAUAUAAUGCUACUCUUUCUUUUCCUUCUGAUUUUCCAAAUCACCCUCCUCAAAUGAAAUUCACCCAAGAAAUGUGGCAUCCCAAUGUUUUUCCUGAUGGGAGAGUGUGUAUAAGUAUUUUACACCCCCCAGGUGUCGAUAUUUAUAACGAACAAGAAAAACCAGAAGAAAGGUGGAGACCUAUAUGGUCAGUUGAAGGUAUUCUUGUCAGUGUCAUUUCGAUGUUAAAUGAACCCAAUUUAGAAUCACCUGCUAAUGUUGAUGCAGCGGUGCAAUUAAAAAAUAAUAUACAUGAAUACAAAAGCAAGGUUAGAGCUUUAGCAAGAAUGUGUUAA
Molecule: messenger RNA, 492 nt
Organism: Plasmodium reichenowi
Lineage: Eukaryota; Apicomplexa; Aconoidasida; Haemosporida; Plasmodiidae
Product: ubiquitin-conjugating enzyme, putative
Exons: 6
Coding region: 1-492 (163 amino acids)
Biological process (GO): ubiquitin-dependent protein catabolic process; protein polyubiquitination
Molecular function (GO): ubiquitin conjugating enzyme activity
Source: RefSeq, a predicted model, not a curated record